Molecule: messenger RNA, 3358 nt
Organism: Gaeumannomyces tritici R3-111a-1
Lineage: Eukaryota; Fungi; Ascomycota; Sordariomycetes; Magnaporthales; Magnaporthaceae
Exons: 7
Coding region: 24-3338 (1104 amino acids)
Molecular function (GO): ATP hydrolysis activity; ATP binding
Source: RefSeq, a predicted model, not a curated record
GCAGCUUGCAACUUCUCCAGACGAUGGUGACGCUCGAGAUGCAACUCGAGGUGGUUCGAAAGGAGCACGACGCAGUGUGCAAGACAUGGAGUGACCGUGAUCGGUUGCGAGGAAUGGAACAGGAGUGGGAGCGGGCACGCCAGGGAUUGAUGCCUCUUGGGCAGAGGAAGUCUUACAAGGCCGAGGCCGCGACUAUACAGCAUCCGGAUGCGGGCAUGGUGAGCGCGGGCGGCGAGGCGAAUGCGACCAAUCCCCGUUUCAAUGAGAAACCUCAGCUCAACGAGGUCAACUGGCAAACCUUCAUACGCCCCCUCCAUUCCGACUCUCGCCUCCCCAUAUUUGCAAUUGACAUACUUAAAGGCGAUCCGAUGGUCACCUGGGAAGCACCCACGUCCACGUACUUCGGCAUUCCUAGCAGCAACAGGAUCGAAUCCCACGCUACGGGUGCGGACGAAAAGGCCAAGCUGCGUAAUGCCGCUGCCAGCUCUAAGCAGCCCGACUUGAAGGGCCAGGCUGUGAUUCCCGAGCGGAUCCGGAUCAAUUCCGCACACAUAUGUCGAAUCCUAGGAUCAAUCGCCGGUCGUGAAAUCGACGCACCUGCGGUGAUGAUCAGACCCUACAAGGCUCUCGCCUAUUAUGACGACGCUAUCCGGCGGAAGUUUGCAGAGCUCGAGGCUAGGUUUGGGAAAGCCAAAGCCGACACGGCGGAGGCCACCAAUCUUGAAGACCACCGUGGCUCGCCAGAAGCAGAAAGAAGCAAUGUGGAUGGUGAGCUGGAGAAUGACGGCGAAAUGGACGAACUUACUUACUCCCCGGCCGCAUAUGAGCAUCUGGGCUGCUUGUUGGCUCUCAUGGACGGGCGGCUGAAAGCCAAGAUUGACUAUCUCUUCGACAAUGGCUGCCAGAGUGUCUCAUUCUCCGACAUCUGGUAUUUGUUUAAACCGGGCGACGAGGUAAUCGAGCAAAGUAGACACCAAGUCUAUCGGAUCAUCUCAAUCUCUAGUGCACCGCACAAGGUUUUUUCCCCAUACCAAAGGAGCUGGGAUAAAAACGCGCGGGCGAAGGAGGAGACACCUGUGAUUCUGAAGUGUGUGUACAUCGACUUCGAUGGCAAGGAGCUGGGACCCAUCAUCCGCACCAUCAGAAUCGCCAAAUUCGAGGGCGAGAAGGCAGUGACCGCCCUGGAGGUUUACCCUCUGCGGUUUGCAGAGGAAAAGAAGGCAGUCAUCGAGGACCGGAGCCUCACCGCAACCAAGAACCCAGGAGAGCUGACUUUGCGAGACAAGAUGAUCAGCCGGGGCAGGAUGUUUUUGCACGUAACCGACUUCAAACACAUGCACUACAGCGGCCUCACUAUCGACACGCGGGAUGAAGUAGACAGCCAUGUCGUCGUCGACUUCGAGGAGGCCUUUUCCCACGCUGCCAAAACCUUUGAUCAUCCCAGGAAUCGAGUGCCGGGCCAGGAUGACGCAGAGGCAUGGAGACCGGAGCUCAAGUUCCUGAUUGGGGAGUCGCUUGACGAGGGGUUUGACGACGAGGAAGCUUGCACUUCUGCUUGCUGCUACCCGAUGGCCACGAUGAUCUACAAGGACGCCGACACAGAGAAGAAGCGAAACGCGGACUACAUGACCUUCCUCAAAACCGAAAAUGGACAGCGGGAUCCAUCCCCAGCGAUAUAUCCCCGCCCACUCGCGGAGGUUAAAGGACAAAAAAAUCCGCUGUCCAACGAAGAGCUGCUGAUUAUGUCCUACCGUGUUUUCGGCUUCAUUUUACGGACUCGGAAAUGGGCCCAACUCAGCCUCGAUCAUCUCACUCUUCCUUCGUUCAAGCAGGAGAGUGUGAAGAAAGGGGCCGAUGCAGUUUCAACGCAAGAAGGAAACACGACCGAGUCGGACGGAACUGGCACCAAUCACAAUCUGUUAGAGACGGAGCAUGGGGCGGAGGACAACAAGACAGCGUUCGAACAGCUUGUCCUCCCCCGCGGCCACAAAGAGAUGGUGACUUCGCUGGUCACCCAGCAUUUUCGGGACAAGACCUCUGGAGGCAACGCGGACAUUGUCCGUGGCAAAGGGAAGGGUCUGAUCAUACUUCUCCACGGCGCACCUGGCGUGGGAAAGACAACGACGGCAGAGGGGGUCGCCGAGAUGUUUGAGAAGCCACUGUUCCAGAUGACCUGCGGUGAUUUGGGGACAUCGGCGCCAGAAGUCGAGAAGGCUCUGGAGUCGCAUUUCUCACUGGCAAACAGGUGGGGAUGCGUCCUCCUCUUGGACGAGGCAGACGUCUUCUUAGCGGCUCGACAGAAAGAAGACUUUGUCCGGAAUGGCCUCGUCUCUGUCUUCUUGCGAGUCCUCGAGUACUACGCGGGUAUCUUAUUUCUGACGACAAAUCGAGUUGGCGACUUCGACGAGGCCUUCGCGUCGCGGAUUCACAUCAGCCUGUAUUAUCCCCACCUCACCUUGGAGAACACCGAAGCCAUCUUCAAUCUAAACUUCGAUACCAUCGAGGAACGCUUCACCGCAUCGGGGAGGAAGAUCCAGAUCGAAAAGGAGAGUAUCCUUGCCCGCGCUAGGGCUCACUUUGAAGCACAUCCCAAGGAGAGGUGGAACGGGCGGCAGAUCCGGAAUGCCUGCCAGACGGCGCUCGCGCUGGCCGAGUUUCGAGCUCAGGGUGGCAGCCACUUGUGUGUUGCUGAUCCCAAAGCCGUGGUCGAGCUCAAGGUGGACGAUCUCCAGGUCGUGUCGGACGCGUAUUUGCAGUUCAUGAACUACCUCAACGACGUCCGCGGCAAGGACGUCGACCUGUGGGCCAAGGCCAUGAAGCUGCGCCUGGGGCGAGAGUUCGAUCUCAUGUUGUACGCCGAGGCCAAGAACAAGGACCCGGCCACGCUUGCGAGCGAGGGAAAGCAGCGGGAGACGGCGCAUCCGGACCGGGCGCGCGCCGCGACCGCGACGUCUCCUUCGGUCGCGGGGCCGGCACUCACGACGCCGCCGCACAUCUCGCACUACCCACCUCCUCCGCCACCCCCUGCAGCCCACGUUCCUGGCGCCGCUGCUCCGCCGCCUGGAUACCCGCCAGCAGGGCAGCAUCAGCCACCGUACGCCCAGGGGCAGGGCUUCGCGCCGCAGCCGGCCUACCCCUACCAGUCGUCGUAUGGCUAUGCAGGAUACCCGCCGCCACCUCCCCAGCCGAUGGGGCCCCCGCAGCCCGCGGAAAAAGCUUCUGCAUACCCGUCGUCGCCGCCGCCGCCGCCGCCUGCGCCACAGGCACAGGCCACGCAGCCGCCGCCUUACGCGACGCCAGAAUAUGCGGCGUGGUAUCACCAGCAGGUUCACCGGUAGGCGUCUUAGGGAGGAUGAGA